AUGAAUUAUGAAAUAUCGAAAGAAUUUAUUACGUUGUUAUCUGAUCAAAACAAUCAGUUCCAAGUCCAACAUCAACAACAAUCUAAUAAUUUUUAUCACUACAAUCAUAUUUCGCAAUCUCGUCAAUCUCAAUUGACCACCAGAAAUUCUACGCCAAAUCUUCAUUCUACUAUUGAUCCUAAUAAAAUUAAUAAUGGCAACAUUAACUCUAGUAAUUCUCUGUCACCAUCAUCAACGUUAUCAAAUCAAACACAUCAUAAAGGCCAUUCACGUAAAAGAUCGUUAUCAGCUCCUACUGCACCUCUUCCAUCAUCAGAAAUACAAGAUAUUCCAAUUCAACGAAAUCCAAAACAUUCGUCACAAUCAUCACAACCACCAAUGUCUUCCGAGGAAUAUCAACGUAAACUGAAUGAAGAAUUGGAAAAAGUUGACUUUAAUGACAUUACUGUCAGUGAACUUAAAGAUUUGUUAAGACAACGUAAUAAACCUGCUACUGGCAAAAAAGCUAUUCUUAUGAAAAGACUUCAAGAAGAAAUCAAAUUGCAACAGCAACAACCAUAUCAACCAAUGACUACAUCUCCAACAAUUACUAAUAAUGGAAUGCUCAAUUAUUAUGAUGUAAUGACAAGUAAUAAUACUAUGACAAGUGAUUGUUUUUCUUCAUUAUUACAACAACUAAAUAUUCAUGAUCCUAACAAUGCAAUUUCUCACCAAGGUCUUUUCUUUCAAGAUCAUCCAAUGUCUGCUCCUGCUACUAAAACAGAAUUCUUUGUUUCUUUAGGAGAUAAUAAUGUCAUUACUGCUGACAAUGAUGAUGAUAUUGUUAUUAAGGAUGAAGAAAUGAGUAAUGUAAAUAAUCCUGGUAGUGUUACUGCUAUAAUUGAUUAUGAUGUUUACCAUCAACAACCUUCAUCUGCUCCUCCAAUGAUGACAGAAUUCAAUAAUAAUUAUGAGUUUAUAAAUCAUCAAAUACACAAUAAAUCUUCAUUGUCAAUUAUGGAUGAUGGUAAUGAUGACAGCCAAAUGAUGAUGUCUGAUGAUCCCACUUCAUCUGCAUCAACAACCUCACUAUUAAAUGAUCAAUUAGUAGCUAAUGGAAUAAAAUCUUUUACUAUUUCCCAGACUUUAACUCAACAACCAAUGCAGAUUGGAGACAUUUGUCAUUUUUGUAUCAAUUGGCAUGGUUGGGAGAUAUAG
Molecule: messenger RNA, 1197 nt
Organism: Entrophospora sp. SA101
Lineage: Eukaryota; Fungi; Glomeromycota; Glomeromycetes; Entrophosporales; Entrophosporaceae
Source: the annotation of a GenBank genome assembly